GUACUUGUUCCAACGUGUAAGCCGAGCUGGAAAAAGUGGAAAAUGAGAGAAAAAGUUGAAAAGUAACAAAAGUGUUGCAAUUGCCCCACCAAGGCCAGGAUGAGUGGGAAUGUCAAGGGUUGACUCACCCCAGCGAGACGAGCGGCGGGUGCCCCUGUCCACAUUCUUUCUCCCCCCGCUCAUGCACACGCCCUGUGACAGUGAAAAAAAGUUGGCUGCUGCAGCGAGAAGUUAAAUCACGGAAAAGAUAUGUGCUGCUGCCUCAUCUAGAGCAGAGGGAAAAGAAGGAGCUGCUGCACUUAUUUCUCUUCAAUUUUCCUCCCGUCCUCAAAUCUAAACGACAUGGAGUCAGCCAUCCAGACUUUGGUGACCACAUUCCUUAGUUCUACCAGAGGCAAGGAGAACAUGGAUAGCAAGUCCUUCCAGAAGAUGGUAAAGAAGAACCUUGGCAGCGUCAUGGAGGACGCCAACAGCUCAACGGCCGUCAAGGAAAUGCAAAACGGCCUGGAUGAGAACAAGGACGGGAAGGUCAGCUUUCAGGAAUACCUCACUCUGAUCGGCUACAUCGCCAAGGCCGUCAGCGAGAGCAAGUCCCCGUCCAACGCCGCGGCGUCGUAGACGGCCACCCCGUUUGGGAUCUGCGUUCUCGUGCGCUUCUUUCACAGUUAACCAACCUUUUGUAUCGAACCAUCCUGCUAACCCGCUAUUCGAGGCUCCCUCCAUGUUGAGCUCAAGAAAACAUUGAAGAACUCCCAUGUCAUGAAUGCAAUUAAAAGCUUUGUACCGACA
Messenger RNA from Syngnathus acus (greater pipefish), 789 nucleotides. RefSeq lists its product as uncharacterized. The coding region runs from base 343 to 618 and encodes 91 amino acids. Gene Ontology annotation, cellular component: perinuclear region of cytoplasm. The record is from RefSeq and is a predicted model, not a curated record. Gene Ontology annotation, molecular function: calcium ion binding. Lineage: Eukaryota; Metazoa; Chordata; Actinopteri; Syngnathiformes; Syngnathidae. The transcript is spliced from 3 exons.